Felis catus (domestic cat) is the source of this 5674-nucleotide messenger RNA. RefSeq names its product phospholipase C beta 4 (gene PLCB4). The transcript has 43 exons. The coding region runs from base 609 to 4229 and encodes 1206 amino acids. Lineage: Eukaryota; Metazoa; Chordata; Mammalia; Carnivora; Felidae. The record is from RefSeq and is a predicted model, not a curated record. Gene Ontology annotation, biological process: lipid metabolic process; phosphatidylinositol-mediated signaling. Gene Ontology annotation, molecular function: phosphatidylinositol-4,5-bisphosphate phospholipase C activity; calcium ion binding.
GAGGGAGCGGCCGGCCACGAAGCGGCGGCAGGGCCCGGGGCCGGGGACACGCCGAGCCCCGCGGGCGGGCGGGCGGAGCGGGCCGGCGCUACCCCUCGGGUUCGGCUAGGAGCGCCCGCGGAGACCCCCCGCCCUCGGCAGAGGAAGAGAUGCUUACUGUAUGAUACGGAACCAUGAAACGUGAUCUUUCUUAAAAAGUUUGUGAAAGUUCAGGAUCCAGUGACUUCUGCCACUGAUUAGGUAAGCUCUGCUCUAGGAUGGACAUGCUGGGCCGAGGCAAUAGCUCUCAAGAGAGGGAUCCAAUCAUUCGGAGCCACAGAAUUUUAGGUCUGUCUCCCUCUCGUGGAGGUGCCACUGGGUGUAGGGAAUGAGGAAGUGAAAUGAUUUGCCCGAGGAGACACAUGAAGUUACAGCAGGAGCCGAACUACAAAGCCAGUCCCUAUUUAUUUUCUGAGAUUGGAGACCCUCUGAGGGCAAGGACUGUGUGUGCUCGAUUCUGUCUGGCCCCGUGUGUAAUGCCUUGCUGUAUUUGAGGACGGCGCUGUGAGUUGAACUAAGUGGACAUCACUUGCAGUCCCUUCCACAUCUGCCUGGUCUUGAAUAUAAUCAUGGCCAAACCUUAUGAAUUUAACUGGCAAAAGGAAGUUCCUUCCUUUUUGCAAGAAGGAGCCGUUUUUGACAGAUAUGAAGAGGAAUCCUUUGUGUUUGAACCCAACUGCCUCUUCAAAGUGGAUGAAUUUGGCUUCUUUCUGACCUGGAGAAGUGAAGGCAAGGAAGGACAAGUUCUAGAAUGCUCCCUCAUCAACAGUAUUCGAUUGGGAGCCACCCCAAAGGAUCCCAAAAUCCUGGCUGCUCUUGAAGCUGUUGGAAAGUCAGAGAAUGAUCUGGAAGGGCGAAUAGUUUGUGUCUGCAGUGGCACAGAUCUGGUGAACAUCAGUUUCACAUACAUGGUGGCUGAAAAUCCGGAAGUAACUAAGCAAUGGGUAGAAGGACUGAGAUCAAUCAUACACAACUUCAGGGCCAACAAUGUCAGUCCAAUGACCUGCCUCAAAAAACACUGGAUGAAAUUGGCGUUUAUGACCAACACAAAUGGUAAAAUUCCAGUUAGGAGUAUUACUAGAACCUUUGCAUCGGGGAAAACAGAAAAGGUGAUCUUUCAAGCACUCAAGGAGUUAGGUCUUCCCAGUGGAAAGAAUGAUGAAAUCGAGCCUGCAGCAUUUACUUAUGAAAAGUUCUAUGAACUGACACAAAAGAUUUGUCCUCGAACAGAUAUAGAGGAUCUUUUUAAAAAAAUCAAUGGAGACAAAACUGAUUAUUUAACGGUAGACCAAUUAGUGAGCUUUCUAAAUGAACAUCAGCGAGACCCUCGACUGAAUGAAAUUUUGUUCCCAUUUUAUGAUGCUAAAAGGGCAAUGCAGAUCAUCGAGAUGUAUGAGCCUGAUGAAGAUUUGAAGAAAAAAGGCCUCAUAUCAAGCGAUGGGUUUUGCAGAUAUCUGAUGUCAGAUGAAAAUGCCCCUGUCUUCCUGGAUCGUUUAGAACUUUACCAAGAAAUGGACCAUCCUCUGGCCCACUACUUCAUCAGUUCUUCCCAUAACACCUAUCUCACUGGCCGACAGUUUGGUGGAAAGUCUUCCGUAGAAAUGUACAGACAGGUUCUCCUGGCUGGUUGCAGGUGUGUUGAACUUGACUGUUGGGAUGGAAAAGGUGAAGACCAGGAACCAAUAAUAACUCAUGGAAAAGCAAUGUGUACAGAUAUCCUUUUUAAGGAUGUUAUUCAAGCCAUCAAGGAAACUGCGUUUGUCACAUCCGAAUAUCCUGUAAUUCUCUCCUUUGAAAAUCACUGCAGCAAAUAUCAACAGUACAAGAUGUCCAAAUAUUGCGAAGAUCUAUUUGGGGAUCUCCUGUUGAAACAAGCACUUGAAUCACAUCCACUCGAACCAGGCAGGCCCUUACCAUCCCCCAAUGACCUCAAAAGAAAAAUACUCAUCAAAAAUAAACGGCUGAAACCUGAGGUCGAAAAAAAACAGCUUGAAGCUUUGAAAAGCAUGAUGGAAGCUGGAGAAUCUGCUGCCCCGGUUAACAUCUUAGAGGAUGAUAAUGAAGAGGAAAUAGAGAGUGCUGACCAAGAGGAGGAAGCUCACCCUGAAUACAAAUUUGGAAGUGAACUUUCUGCUGAUGACUUGGGUCACAAGGAGGCUGUUGCAAAUAGUGUCAAGAAGGCUUCAGAUGACCUUGAACAUGAAAUCAACAAAAAGGGCCUGGUUACUGUAGAAGAUGAACAGGCAUGGAUGGCAUCUUAUAAAUAUGUAGGUGCUACCACUAAUAUCCAUCCAUAUUUGUCUACAAUGAUCAACUAUGCACAGCCUGUAAAAUUUCAAGGUUUCCAUGUGGCUGAAGAGCGCAAUAUUCAUUAUAACAUGUCUUCUUUUAAUGAGUCCGUUGGUCUAGGCUACUUGAAGACACACGCGAUUGAAUUUGUGAAUUACAACAAACGGCAAAUGAGCCGCAUUUACCCCAAGGGAGGCCGGGUCGAUUCCAGUAAUUACAUGCCUCAGAUUUUCUGGAACGCUGGCUGCCAGAUGGUUUCGCUCAACUAUCAGACCCCAGAUUUAGCGAUGCAAUUGAAUCAGGGAAAAUUUGAGUAUAAUGGAUCAUGCGGCUACCUUCUCAAACCAGAUUUCAUGAGACGGCCCGAUCGAACAUUUGAUCCCUUCUCUGAAACUCCUGUCGACGGGGUUAUUGCAGCCACUUGCUCAGUGCAGGUCAUAUCAGGUCAGUUUUUAUCAGAUAAGAAAAUUGGUACAUAUGUAGAAGUGGAUAUGUAUGGUUUACCCACUGACACCAUACGUAAGGAAUUCCGAACUCGCAUGGUGAUGAACAAUGGACUCAAUCCAGUUUACAAUGAAGAAUCAUUUGUGUUUCGGAAGGUGAUCCUCCCUGACCUGGCAGUCUUGAGAAUAGCUGUGUAUGACGACAACAAUAGGCUGAUAGGCCAGAGGAUUCUUCCGCUGGAUGGCCUCCAAGCAGGUUAUCGACACAUUUCUCUUCGAAAUGAGGGAAAUAAACCAUUAUCACUGCCAACAAUUUUCUGCAAUAUUGUUCUUAAAACAUAUGUGCCUGAUGGAUUUGGAGAUAUUGUGGAUGCUUUAUCAGAUCCAAAGAAAUUUCUUUCCAUUACGGAAAAGAGAGCAGACCAAAUGAGAGCUAUGGGCAUUGAAACUAGUGACAUAGCAGAUGUGCCCAGUGAUACUUCUAAGAAUGACAAGAAAGGAAAGGCCAACACUGCCAAAGCAAACGUGACCCCGCAGAGCAGCUCUGAGCUCAGACCAACCACCACAGCGGCCCUGGGGUCUGGAGUGGAAGCCAAGAAAGGUAUCGAACUUAUCCCUCAAGUGAGGAUAGAAGAUUUAAAGCAGAUGAAGGCUUACUUGAAGCAUUUAAAGAAACAACAGAAGGAGCUAAAUUCUUUAAAGAAGAAACAUGCUAAGGAGCACAGCACCAUGCAGAAGCUGCAUUGUACACAAGUUGACAAAAUUGUGGCACAGUAUGACAAAGAGAAGUCGACGCAUGAGAAAAUCCUAGAGAAGGCAAUGAAGAAGAAGGGGGGAAGUAAUUGUCUCGAAAUGAAAAAAGAAACAGAAAUUAAAAUUCAGACACUGACAUCAGAUCACAAAUCUAAGGUCAAAGAGAUAGUGGCCCAGCACACAAAGGAGUGGUCAGAAAUGAUUAACACCCACAGUGCUGAGGAGCAAGAAAUCCGGGACCUGCACCUCAGCCAGCAGUGUGAGCUCCUGAGAAAGCUACUGAUCAGCGCCCACGAGCAGCAAACCCAGCAGCUAAAACUGUCCCAUGACAGGGAAAGCAAGGAAAUGCGAGCACACCAGGCUAAGAUUUCUAUGGAAAAUAGCAAAGCCAUCAGCCAAGAUAAAUCUAUCAAGAAUAAAGCAGAACGGGAAAGGAGAGUCAGGGAGUUAAAUAGCAGCAACACCAAAAAGUUUCUGGAAGAAAGAAAGAGACUCGCCAUGAAACAGUCCAAAGAAAUGGAUCAGUUGAAAAAAGUCCAGCUUGAACACCUGGAGUUCCUAGAGAAACAGAAUGAGCAGCUAUUGAAAUCCUGCCAUGCAGUGUCCCAAACGCAAGGCGAAGGAGAUGCAGCAGAUGGUGAAGUUGGAAGCCGAGAUGGACCGCAGACCAGCAACAGUAGUGUGAAACUCCAGAACGCAAACUGAAGCCCCAAAACCACACAGCAUCAAAAGAUCACCCCCAAGCUUCCCAACACAGAGUUCACGCAAGAAGGCUGCUGUCUGUGGGUUUCCUUUAUGCCCAGCCAAGAUGUUACCUGAAACCACCGAGACUUACAUAUUUCUAUUUAACAUUUUGAGUAUUGGAUCUCCUUGGCCAACCAUAAGUAGCUCCCAACCCACCCAAAUUACUAGCCCAAUAAGGCAGAGUUUCACCCUUGAUAUUACAACUUAAACAUGUUUGCUAUAAAAUACCAUCACAAGUGAAUGAGCUUGGUGUCCACAACUCUGCUCUGUGAUGCAUUAGGACAUGUUUGAGCUGCAGCAAAAAUAGUGCAUUAGCGAUUGAAUAUCAAGUGCAUGCACUAGGGGGAAAAAAAAAACAACUCUGUCUACAAAUUCAUCAGCAGAAGUGGCAGUCUGCUAGACAAAUUUUGCAGAAUUUUUCUACAUCUGAGUUACCUCAUCAGUAAGUGCCAUGUCUCUGCCAUGCCGUAAGAAGCUAAGUUCCUGUAAAAGUUGUGGAAAUUAUUAGAAUAAAAAACAGUAGAACAGUGUACCUGUGCCAAAACUCAUCAGUGCUCAAGGGAGAACUCUGUUAGGCACAUGUUAAGAAAGUUUACAUCUGAUAUUGCUUUAUAGGAAUUGCUUCUGCCGAUUCCAGACAUUAUAAUACACUAUUACACCAUAAAGAUCGUGAAGUGAUAAUUGGCAAACGUUUGUAAAUGUGACCAUGUAUAAAAUAUUUAUACUCCUACUUCACACUGUUAGAGCAAAAUCAUCUACGUAUUGCCACAUGAUGAGAUUAGUAAACAGGAAUACCAGAACUAUGUUUGCAUGAUACACAAGCACCAGUUAAGACUAAUCCAUACAGAUACAGUUAACCUAAUGCCAAAUAAAUACUGGUUUAAUAAAAUGUAUGGCACAGAAUAUAAUUUGACUAUGAAGACUUUUAGCAUAAUGAAAAAGUCUAUAUAUAUGUGUAUAUGAAUUAUGUGGGCAUUCUUGAUACUUCAAGUUCUAGUUUCAAAAAAAUACAUAACUAAUUUAAUUUUACACAAAAAUAUUUAUGCAGAUUUUCAGAAUUUCAUAUCAGGAAAUAACCUUUUUACGUCUGUUAAAUAUCAAAACAAUUUGCUACAGUGUUAAUCUGCAUGGUCUUUAAGCCUGCCAUAGUUGUGUUGCAGACAGUGCAUGAAAAAGUAUUCUGCGGGGAAUCAAGCCAUGCCGCCCAAGCUGGGAGGAGCGCAUGGAAACUUGGUAGUCUAGAACUAAUCAGAUUACUGAUUUUAGGACACAAAACACCAACUGAAUUGUUGUAUAUGCUUGUAAAAAUUGAUUCUGUGUGUUCCCCUGAACAAAGCAGAGAAAACGAUGUUACCAUCAAUAUUGAAAUUAAACUUCCAACUUCUCUAAUAAAAAAUGAAAACACA